CAGGCAGUGACCAGGCAGACAGCCGACAAACCCAAAUCACGGCCGGGUCAUGUCAGUGUCUUGAGUAUUUAUUUGUCAUGUCAGGCAUGUACACGGGACAAAAAACUGACUUGACAACACACUGUCCUUACACCAUACACACACACAGAAACCACGAAUCGCACACAAACAUCAACAACGCAUUCCCUCCUUUACUCGACACCGGAGGCACACAGUCAGCCAGUUAACGAGGGAGGAGCCCCGGCCACACACAUGAAUGUGUGGCACACACAGCCGCCCCAAUGUGUGUGUGUGUGGACUCUCUCCUACUCUAUGCUGAUCAAACGCAGCUGACGGUAGGGGGCAUAAUAUCCGUUUGGCACUGUGAUUCGCCUGAUCUCGCCCUCCUUCAUCGACAGCAACGCCUCAAUCAGCCACCCACGCAGAUCAGACACACGCUUCACCAGCCCACGAUCAUCGUAUGCUUUGACCCGGCCGUCGAAUGCAUCCCGCCACCCAAUCUCGUCGAACCUGACGCGGUCGUCGCGUGUGGGCGCUCUGCCGGUGCCCUCCUGCACCACCUCAUAUCGAUAGCCAGAUGGCAGUGUGCCAGUCCGAGGCGCCACACUGAGAUGAACGGAACCAAGAUGGCCAAUUGCUGCAGUCUGCUCCCUGUUGGGCUUCACCUGGCCUGUGGUGUCGGUGUGUCCGUCUUGACGAUGCCGUACAUGGCCGUGUUGAUGUCAAAUGGCGCCUGGUCCGUCUCGCCAGCCAUCGUCAGGACGGCGGCCAUGUCGGCCAGCGAGGCGCCGAGUCGCUUUCUGCGGUAGUAGUCGACCAUGCGGCCGAUGUGGUCGGGAUCGACCACCUCCACCGCACGGCUGCUGGACCACCUGACGGCACACAAGCAGUGACCAGCACAUCGGUGUGUCGUUGUGUGUUGCUGUGAUGUGCUCACAGGUCAAAUCGGUGGCUGAGUGCGAUGUCGCCCAUCUCGUCCACAGUGGACUGAGUGGUCGAGAUGAGCUGACCGCACACCUCGACCGACCGAAUGGCAUCGCCGCCACUCAGAGGCAGCAGAAAGGACUCGACGGCCUAAGACACACACAGCCACAACCAUCAGACCAACGGCCUCUCUCUCUCUCUCUCUCUCUCUCCCCCACCCUCUCUGCUCAUGUCGUCACCUGAAUCUCGUUGUCGAGGUUGUCGCGUCGUGUGUUGGCGGCCCGCAGCUGCCCCUCCAGCCGGGCCCUCUCAGCGGCAUAUGCCCUUACAAUGCCCUCGAGCUUCCUGACUGUGUCGCCGCUGCCGGGAGGCAUGUCAGUGGCCGUCAGCCGGGGCACAGAAGUGCCACUGUGAAUGGCCUCUGUGGCAUCCUUGUCGAGAGGCAUCAUCAACAACUUGACCCAGAAGCCAUGGCGACCUGCAACACACACACCACACACAGACAGCCAAAGGAAUAAUGACGACACAAGGAGAGUGUGUCAUCGCCUUCAUUGCCCUCACCCUUGUCGCGCUUGGCCACUUCAUUGAGCAGGUGGCCGACCGACGCCGCUUUGCCGGCGCUGCGAAGGGUCUCGGCGUUGAGGAUGGCCUUGUGGACGGCCUUGAAGGCCUUUGGGCAGAUGUCGACGAACACCCGCUGGCUGUCGUCCUUGACGAGUCGGACCUCCCAGCAGCCGCCGAAGAGGGCCGCCAGCAGAGUGCCCUCCACCCCCUCUCCCCGAGUCAUGUGCUGCCGCCUGACGCUCAUCAGAUGGCCGCCCACAUUCAGCAGCAAAGUGUCGUCAGGCGAGGCCGCCGAGGGGUCCGAUGUGUGGUGCUGCUGCCUCUCUCGCUGGGCGUCCUCGUCAGCCUGGCGGAUGUGUGCGUGCAGCUGGCUGAUGGCGUCACCGAUGGCUGUCACGGGCACGUGCAGCUCAUUGAGAAUCGCAUGGGCGCUGAAUUGGUGAGCGACCAACUCGGCCUUCAUCGUCACACCGCAACAGAUCUCUCACCGGCAGUGGCUGAACCACACACAGACAGACCGAUACGAACGGAUCUGUGUGUUUCUCUAUUGCUUUUGCUUCGUCUUUCCCACCUGAUGCUCGCGCCUGUCCCCUUUCAGCCCUUUGAGUAGCGGCAGCGGUUCCUGGCGGGGUUUCAGAGCC
Vitrella brassicaformis is the source of this 2129-nucleotide messenger RNA. The record is from the annotation of a GenBank genome assembly. NCBI's taxonomy places the organism in Eukaryota, Vitrellaceae.